Emericellopsis atlantica is the source of this 1886-nucleotide messenger RNA. RefSeq names its product acyltransferase 3. Gene Ontology annotation, cellular component: membrane. Lineage: Eukaryota; Fungi; Ascomycota; Sordariomycetes; Hypocreales; Bionectriaceae. The coding region runs from base 363 to 1679 and encodes 438 amino acids. Gene Ontology annotation, molecular function: acyltransferase activity, transferring groups other than amino-acyl groups. The record is from RefSeq and is a predicted model, not a curated record. Gene Ontology annotation, biological process: polysaccharide biosynthetic process. The transcript is spliced from 2 exons.
UGAUCCUUUGACCUCUUGUCUCCAGUCUUCACUCCUAACCUGUCCUGUCCCUCACCUCUGCUAAUUCUGUUGCUUCUGGCCUCUUGUUGCAUUUCCUUGCUCUGAUCCUUUGUCCUCGGUCCUUCCAUCGUCCUGUCUCGACUGGACGUCCGCGCUUGCUGUGGAAUAUCUUGAGACAGUCUCACUGCCGACCUGGUGCCAACAGUGAGCAACCAGCCUGCGAAAGCUUCACCUUCGCUACACUCUUUACGAUACUCCUCCGUCCCGUCCUCUUCGUCCACUCCUUUCGGCCGGAUCCUCGAACCCCGACCACGAUACAAUAAGCUUAAACUUUAUAUUCCGACCGACAUCCCACCCUCACCAUGGCUAUCGGAGACGAGGGCAACGUCAAAUGGGUUGACGGCCUUCGAGGCGUAGCCUCUGCGCUCGUCGUGAUCAAGCACAUCUCGGCUGGCUGGUUCACGUACCUGCUCUGGCCCGCAAGUGAUGCAAAGGCCGCCCCCGUCCUGCUGCAGCUGCCCUACUUCCGCGUCCUUAUCCAGGGCCGCAUCGGCGUCGCCAUCUUCUGCCUCGUCACCGGCUAUGUCUGCGCCCUCAAGCCGGUUAAGAACUUCAACUCGGGUACCCAGACCGUUGCCUUUACCUCGAUGAGCCGAUCCGCCAUCCGUCGUGUCCCUCGACUCGUGCUUCCCGUCGCCAUCAUCAUCCUCAUCAGCUGCAUCGCGACCCAGAUGGGCGCCUUCCUCAUUGCGAACCACUGCGACGGGUACGGACUGCCCGAGACGAGCCCCCGCCAGCGCGACAACAUCUUCCUCGCCCUCGGUGCCGCGUUCAAGGACCUGCUCAACGUGUGGACGCAUGGCCAAAGUGAAUACGGAGCAGAGCUCUGGACCAUGAUGCCCAUCCUCAAGGGUGCCUUCUGGGUCUACAUCUUCCUCAUCGCGACCGCCUACGUCCAGCAGAAGUGGCGCAUGGCCAUUGCCCUGGCGCUUACCCUGUUCCGCUGGGCGUGCAACGACCCCUUCUUCGGCAUGCAGUUCUUCUUUGGCGCCUUCAUGGCCGAUCUGCAGAACCUCGACCCUGGCUCGUUCAGCAAGCUGCAGGCCAUGUCCUCAAACAGCUCCAUGCGUGGCGCCCUGUCCAUCUUCUUCCUCGUCGUCGGGCUCUUCGUCGCCUCGCUUCCCGACAAGCACUCUGAGUGGCAGCCGUGGUCCGACUCCCUCCACAAAUUCCUCGAGUCGAUCCUCCCCGCGAGCCCCGACUUUCCUCGCUUCGCAUCCGGCAUCGGACUCGACAUCAUCGUGGUGGGACUGCACCUCUCGCCCAUGGCCCGCGGCAUUCUCGCCAACAGAUUCUUCCUCUUCCUCGGCCGCAUGUCGUUCGCCGUAUACCUCCUCCACAACCAGAUCCUCCGCUCGGUGCUCUGCUGGAUGAUCUACGGCAUUGCGGUCCCCGCCGAGGGCGAGCCGCAUCUCGUCUUUGACAGCCCGUUCCGCCUCUUCAUGGUUCUGCCCUUGUAUUUCGCACUCACCUACGGCUCGGCGUAUCUCUGGACGACCCAUGUGGAUGCGUUCUGCGCGCGGGUUUCGGAGCGCAUGGUCGGCGUCAUCAAGGAGAACCAGAACGAAAAGGCCCCUCCAUUGCUGCCCCAGUCUCAGCAGGGACAGCACCGUUCAUAAUCAGCACAUUGUGUAAUGCGGGAUAUAGCUUGAGACUAGCGGCGUCUUGGAUAUUAAUUUGUAUCAUAUAAUCGAGGACCUUUGGAUUUACUUUGGCAUGGAAGCGGCUCAUGGAUCCUGCGAUCUGGACGUACAAGUAGCAAGCGGGUUGAUACUCGGAAGAAGCUGAGGGUGACAGACUUUCAAUUGUUUUCGUUGCUGAAUAUA